Messenger RNA from Lucilia sericata (common green bottle fly), 1100 nucleotides. Its product is annotated as neuferricin homolog. Bases 121 to 945 code for a protein of 274 amino acids. The transcript has a single exon. The record is from RefSeq and is a predicted model, not a curated record. Lineage: Eukaryota; Metazoa; Arthropoda; Insecta; Diptera; Calliphoridae. Gene Ontology annotation, cellular component: endomembrane system; membrane.
UCUAUUUGUUUAUUUACUUUCUAGUUGAGUUUUAUUAUUAUAUUUUAUUAGUAUUCAAAAAAUCAAUAAAAUUCGUUUAAAUAAAGUGUCUUAUUAAGAAAAAGAAAACCAAAAACAACGAUGAUAGCAUUUAUAAGACAUAUUUUUAAACUACAGUUUCUGCUCAUCAUAGUGGCCGUUUUGGCUGGUGUCUAUUAUCCGGAAAUUUUGGAUAUGUUAAAAACAUAUAUUUUGCCAUUUGGCAGUGAUAAUGUAGAAGUGCAUUAUGAAAGUGCCGAAAAACUACAAGAUGUUAAACUCUUCACUAAAGCGGAAUUGGCCAAGUUUAAUGGUGAAAAUGACACACCAAUUUACCUGUCUCUAUUGGGCCGAGUUUAUGACGUCUCUAAAGGCGCCAAACAUUAUGGACCCGGUUGUUCGUAUAGCUAUUUUGCUGGACGAGAUGCUUCGGUUUCUUUUAUUACUGGAGAAUUUGAAACAUUUGUGGAGGAAGAAGCUGAUGAUGUCUUAACGCUUAAGCCUUCGGAGCUGCUAAGUCUAGAUAAUUGGCAAAAAUUCUAUGAUAGCGAUUAUGUGUACAAGGGCAAACUCAUAGGACGUUUUUAUGAUGCCAACGGAGAGCCCACUAAAUAUUAUCAUAAAUAUUUAGCUUUAUUAGAGCAAGCUCAAGAUGCCAAAGCUGCUGGAGAAGAAUUAAGACUUAAAUAUCCCGAUUGUAAUAUUGAAUGGUCCCGGGAGAAGGGUUCUCAUGUUUGGUGCACUCUCAAUAGUGGUGGCAAGGAACGUGAUUGGGUGGGCUAUCCUCGCAAACUAUAUCAAGUCGGUAGUGAUAAUUUUAGAUGUGCUUGUUUGCGUAAAGAAGAUUUGGAUACAACUGAAGUGAUGGUCAAACCUUAUGAUGAUUGUGACACUUUUGCUCAUGAAUGUUACUAUCAUGUAGAUUAGAGUUUGUUUUAUGACUUUGUUACUUCUUCGUAGAGUAAAUUUUGAAAUGCAAUACAAAUUUUUUUUUGUAACUUAUGUACUUAGUGAUUUUUAUAUACAAUCAAUAUAUACAAAUUUUAUAUACAUACAUAUUUAAAAAUAAAUAUUUAAAAAAG